AGAAUUACCACAGUCAGUAUGCAAAGAACACUUGAAGAGUACAGUGUAUCUGACCUUCGCAUAUAGAUCACCUUGUAGUAUGGAAAAGGGUGAAUCAUACGUACAAUACGGAGUGUUGUCGCAGCAAGGAGCGAUAGAAGCUUUAACUAAGCUUAAUGGCAGUCUACAUUGGAAGGAAAAUUGCAAAAUUCUCGACGUUGGCUGUGGACCCGGUAACGUAACUUAUGAUUACAUUCUGCCUAAACUGCCAAGGUCGACUAAGGAAAUUAUUGGUAUCGACAUAUCACCUGAUUACAUUAAAUACGCCGAGUUACAUUAUGGCAAACAUCCGAUUUUCGCGUACAAACUUAUGGAUAUUGUGAAUGGUGAUGUGCCGAAUGAAUAUGAGCAACACUUUGAUUAUGUGGUGUCAUUUUUGUGUUUUCAACAAUUCAGCAACCAUAAGGCAGCCUUUGAGAAAAUCAAAAGAAUGUUGAAAUCAGGCGGAGAGAUGCUAUGUUACUUUCCAACAAGUACCAAAUCUACCGAAUUGUUCACGUUUCUUGCAAAACAACAAAAAUGGAACCAAUACCUAUGUAACUAUGAAAUGCAUUGCAGUCCGUAUAAGGAUUCUGUUGACGUUGAAAGCGACGUUCGGCGUUUUUUAACUGAUAUGCAAUUCAAAAUAGUAUUCUUUAACUAUGAGGAAAGACACUAUGAGUUCAUGGACAAAAAUUUGCCAUCGGCCGUGCGCGCAAUCGCUUAUGAAAGUCUAAAAAUUCCAGAAGACAUGUAUCAACAAUUUCAAGCAGACGCUAUUAAGGCAUUUAGAGAUUUAAAUGUUAUGAAGUUUAAUGAAAACAACGAGGGAUACUAUGACUGCUUUUACAAAUUAGUUACGUUUCAUAUUAUUAAGCAACCCUAAGUUAUAAUAAUUUAAUUUAUGUGCAAGCAAAUUAUAACGCAUGAAAUAUUAAUAGUAUUUAUAAUAA
Photinus pyralis (common eastern firefly) is the source of this 971-nucleotide messenger RNA. Its product is annotated as juvenile hormone acid O-methyltransferase-like. Bases 80 to 904 code for a protein of 274 amino acids. The transcript has 3 exons. NCBI's taxonomy places the organism in Eukaryota, Metazoa, Arthropoda, Insecta, Coleoptera, Lampyridae. The record is from RefSeq and is a predicted model, not a curated record.